Messenger RNA from Pocillopora verrucosa, 1338 nucleotides. The record is from RefSeq and is a predicted model, not a curated record. NCBI's taxonomy places the organism in Eukaryota, Metazoa, Cnidaria, Anthozoa, Scleractinia, Pocilloporidae.
UUCAAUUCUUUGAACACCAUUCCUCAGCGCUUUACGGAAGAAAUGCUCAACAAAAGUCAACAAAAACAGGAAAAGAUAGAAGAAGUCUUUCUUGAAUUGAUGUCUUUGGAGACAUCCUUGUUGGAAUACGGACAGUAUAACCUCAAUCGCACAACAAGUGAAUUUAAUAUGAGCAGUAUACACAUGGAUGUUCUCGUCAGGAAAACCUUCUACCAAAAUCACAGCCACCACUUUCGUCUAGAGGAACCUACGGGAGAAAAUUUCCUAAUUAUUCCGUCGGAAAAUUUGGAUAAUGGUUCAGUGGUACUUGGAGUGAUAUACAGAGACCUCCAUCAACUAUUUAUUAGAAAUAAACCAGAGAACAGUACCCUGAACAAUUCCAGGGAAGUCAACUCCAUUAUUUUGGCUGCCACAAUAAUUCCUUCGCCCACGAGACUAAAGGAAAAUAUAACUUUGAAGUUCAAAAACAUGAAGAAUGCAACCAACGAGAAAAAAUGUAUGUUCUGGAACAUGUUCGAUGAGAGUUCCAUUGGCUGGUCAGGAGAAGGAUGCUACGUCAAAUCUACUGAUGCACACCAAACAGAAUGCACGUGCAAUCAUUUGACUCAUUUUGCUGUUCUUCUGGACACAUCAUCUGGAACAGAGACUGCCGAUAUAUCAGAGAAAGACGAAAAGAACUUGGAAAUUCUCACAUACGUCGGGCUGACCCUUUCUGUUAUUGGUAUCACAUUGACGAUAAUCAGCUAUCUUACUCUCACAGACAUGAGAGGACCUUUAUCCCAGAUUCGAGUGAGUCUCGUCACUUCUCUUGGUGCAGGACAAAUCAUGUUUCUCGCCGGGAUUGGAGCGACUGGGAACAAGGGAGGUUGCCUUACAGUGGCAGCCCUUAUGCAGUAUUUUUUGAUGGCUGCCUUUUGUUGGAUGCUGGUCGAGGGAAUUUACCUUUACCUGUUUGUUGUGAAAGUUUACAACGUUGGCGACAAAUUAAGAAUGUGCCAUGGAAUUUCAUGGGGCCUUCCCGCGCUCAUCGUUGCCAUAUCACUAAGUAUUGCAGCUGGAAAAGAUGGGAUCGAAAGUUUUGUGGCUGAUAAAUAGUGAGGAGAAUUUCAUUGUACUGGUCUAGUGUCAUCCCACCCAGCUUUCCAAGAAGUGAUCUGACGCAAGUAUUUUGGAAAACGAGCAACUAUCUUGUUAGAGCUGAACCAAAUACACGUGUGGAUUAAAAAAUAAUUAUUUUCCGUUUUUAUGUAUUGGCUUACUGUUAUUGUGUUUCGAGAUAGAAAACCUAAAAAUUCUGAGUCUGAAAAUCGGUUUUAGAUCGGAUUGUUCAGGCUGCAA